Molecule: messenger RNA, 3058 nt
Organism: Otolemur garnettii (small-eared galago)
Lineage: Eukaryota; Metazoa; Chordata; Mammalia; Primates; Galagidae
Gene: DDR2
Product: discoidin domain receptor tyrosine kinase 2
Exons: 18
Coding region: 275-2842 (855 amino acids)
Biological process (GO): cell surface receptor protein tyrosine kinase signaling pathway; positive regulation of kinase activity; multicellular organism development
Cellular component (GO): signaling receptor complex; membrane
Molecular function (GO): ATP binding; collagen binding; protein tyrosine kinase collagen receptor activity
Source: RefSeq, a predicted model, not a curated record
AAGCGUUUCACUACAAAUUCUUCUUUUUGGGUUGGGGAACGCAGUGGAUUAUAGCUCUGUUUGCUUCUUUCCCAAACUGUGCACCCCUGGAUGAAAGGAGAUCUGCCAGUGGUCUGGGGUUCGAUGCUCUAGAACAUUCCAAAGCUCGUGGCUUGAAUUAUUUUAAAGAAGGAAGUGACUGAAGAGAAGCAGAGGCAGGCUGUUUCUGAGGACCCUGCUCCACAGAGAAUGUCCUGCUCCCGUUGAUACUCCAGUUCCAACACCGCCUUCUGAGAUGAUCCUGAUUCCCAGAAUGCCCUUGGUACUACUCCUGCUGUUGCCUAUCUUGAAUGCUGCAAAAGCUCAGGUUAAUCCAGCCAUAUGCCGCUAUCCUCUGGGCAUGUCAGGAGGCCACAUUCCAGAUGAGGAUAUCACAGCCUCCAGUCAGUGGUCAGAGUCUACAGCCGCCAAGUAUGGAAGGCUGGACUCAGAAGAAGGAGAUGGAGCCUGGUGUCCUGAGAUUCCAGUGGAACCUGAUGACCUGAAGGAAUUUCUGCAGAUUGACUUGCACACCCUACAUUUUAUUACUCUGGUGGGGACCCAGGGGCGCCAUGCAGGGGGUCAUGGCAUUGAGUUUGCCCCCAUGUACAAGAUCAAUUACAGUCGGGAUGGCACUCGCUGGAUCUCUUGGCGGAACCGGCAUGGGAAACAGGUGCUGGAUGGAAACAGUAACCCCUAUGACAUUUUCCUAAAGGACCUGGAGCCCCCCAUUGUGGCCAGAUUUGUCCGGUUCAUUCCAGUCACCGACCACUCCAUGAACGUGUGCAUGAGGGUGGAGCUUUAUGGCUGUGUCUGGCUAGAUGGCUUGGUGUCUUACAAUGCUCCAGCUGGGCAGCAGUUUGUACUCCCUGGAGGCUCCAUCAUUUAUCUGAACGACUCUGUCUAUGAUGGAGCUGUUGGGUACAGCAUGACGGAAGGGCUAGGCCAGUUGACAGAUGGAGUGUCUGGCCUGGACGAUUUCACCCAGACGCAUGAGUACCACGUGUGGCCUGGCUAUGACUAUGUGGGCUGGCGGAAUGAGAGUGCCACCAAUGGCUACAUUGAGAUCAUGUUUGAAUUUGACCGCAUCAGGAAUUUCACUACUAUGAAGGUCCACUGCAACAACAUGUUUGCGAAAGGUGUGAAGAUCUUUAAGGAAGUGCAGUGCUACUUCCGCUCUGAUGCCAAUGAAUGGGAGCCUAACGCCGUGUCCUUCCCCCUUGUCCUGGAUGACGUCAACCCCAGUGCUCGGUUUGUCACGGUGCCCCUUCACCACCGAAUGGCCAGUGCCAUCAAGUGCCAAUACCACUUUGCUGACACCUGGAUGAUGUUCAGUGAGAUCACCUUCCAAUCAGAUGCUGCAAUGUAUAACAACUCUGGAGCCCUGCCCACCUCUCCCAUGGCACCUACAACCUAUGACCCAAUGCUUAAAGUCGAUGACAGCAAUACUCGGAUCCUGAUUGGCUGUUUGGUGGCCAUCAUCUUCAUCCUCCUGGCCAUCAUUGUCAUUAUCCUCUGGAGGCAGUUCUGGCAGAAAAUGCUGGAGAAGGCUUCCCGGAGGAUGCUGGAUGAUGAAAUGACAGUCAGCCUUUCCCUGCCAAGUGAUUCCAGCAUGUUCAACAAUAACCGCUCCUCAUCGCCAAGUGAACAGGAGUCUAACUCCACUUACGAUCGCAUCUUUCCCCUUCGCCCUGACUACCAGGAGCCAUCUAGGCUCAUACGAAAACUUCCAGAGUUUGCUCCAGGAGAGGAGGAGUCAGGCUGCAGUGGCAUGGUGAAACCAGUCCAGCCCAGUGGCCCUGAGGGCGUGCCCCACUAUGCCGAGGCUGACAUAGUGAAUCUCCAGGGAGUGACAGGUGGCAACACCUACUCAGUGCCUGCUGUCACCAUGGACUUGCUCUCAGGGAAAGAUGUGGCUGUGGAAGAGUUCCCCAGGAAACUCUUAACUUUCAAGGAGAAACUGGGAGAAGGCCAGUUUGGGGAGGUUCAUCUCUGUGAGGUGGAGGGGAUGGAAAAAUUCAAAGACAAAGACUUUGCCCUGGAUGUCAGUGCCAACCAGCCUGUCCUGGUGGCCGUGAAAAUGCUCCGAGCAGAUGCCAACAAGAAUGCCAGGAAUGAUUUUCUUAAGGAGAUAAAAAUCAUGUCCCGUCUCAAGGACCCAAACAUCAUCCGUCUCUUAGCUGUGUGUAUCACUGAGGACCCUCUCUGCAUGAUCACUGAGUACAUGGAGAAUGGAGAUCUCAACCAGUUUCUUUCCCGCCAUGAGCCUCCAAAUUCUUCUUCCAGUAAUGUGCCCACUGUCAGUUACACCAAUCUGAAGUUUAUGGCUACCCAGAUCGCUUCUGGCAUGAAAUACCUUUCCUCUCUUAAUUUUGUCCAUCGAGAUCUGGCCACACGGAACUGCUUAGUGGGUAAGAACUACACCAUCAAGAUAGCCGACUUUGGGAUGAGCAGAAACCUGUACAGUGGUGACUAUUACCGGAUCCAGGGCCGGGCGGUGCUCCCGAUCCGCUGGAUGUCUUGGGAGAGCAUCUUGCUGGGCAAAUUCACUACAGCAAGUGAUGUGUGGGCCUUUGGGGUUACUCUGUGGGAGACUUUCACCUUUUGCCAGGAGCAGCCCUAUUCCCAGCUGUCAGAUGAACAGGUUAUUGAGAAUACAGGAGAGUUCUUCCGAGACCAAGGGAGGCAGACAUACCUUCCACAGCCAGCCAUUUGCCCUGACUCUGUGUAUAAGCUGAUGCUCAGCUGCUGGAGGAGAGAUACGAAGCAUCGUCCCUCGUUCCAAGAGAUCCACCUUCUGCUCCUUCAACAAGGGGACGAGUGAUGCCAUCCACGCCUGGCAACGUUCUGAUGGCCCAGGUCCUCCUCACAACACCUACCACUCACCCACGCCUAAGCCACUCCGUCUGGACAUUUCAUGAACCUGAGAGACAGAGGCUUGUUUGCUUUGCUCUCUCUUUCUCUCUUCCUCACCUCCUCCCACUGCACUCCUCCCCUCCCUACACCGAAGUCAUAUAUACCUUUUUUUUUUACAUUAAAA